Triplophysa dalaica is the source of this 1549-nucleotide messenger RNA. RefSeq names its product hspb associated protein 1 (gene hspbap1). The transcript has 8 exons. NCBI's taxonomy places the organism in Eukaryota, Metazoa, Chordata, Actinopteri, Cypriniformes, Nemacheilidae. Gene Ontology annotation, molecular function: 2-oxoglutarate-dependent dioxygenase activity. Bases 100 to 1494 code for a protein of 464 amino acids. The record is from RefSeq and is a predicted model, not a curated record.
UCGGGAUCAAGUAUUUCGAUCGCGCUAAAGGGAAUUUGGGAUCAUGGAUGGAGCCAAAAUGGCGUAGUUUCGUUUCCCUCUAGGUGAGGAAAAACCUCUAUGAUUCUCACAAUGGAUUUUAAGCCUUUUAGCCCGGAUGAGGCCAGAAGGAUUGUCCAGUCUCUGCAGAAACCUGCUGUUUACCUGAACAUGACCAAAGACUGGCCAUCUUUAAACUGGACAGUCAAACACCUGUCUUCUUGCCUUACAGACAGGAUACGAUUUCGGAUUGGAAAAAGAACUGAGGAUAGGGCUCCUCUUUUUGAAACGGAGUGCUCUUACAUAGAAGCAACCCUUAAGGAGUUUCUACACUGGACUGCCAAUGAUGGAGAAUCAUCUGCUGGGCCAUUUUCUGACUGUGAAUUCAGAGAAUUCUGGGCCUAUGCAGAUUACAAGUAUAUUGCCCAGCUUUUUCAUGAUAAACCAGCCAUGUUUCAGGAUGUGGUGUGGUCAGACUUUGGCUUCCCCGGCCGAGAUGGACACGACAGCACUCUUUGGAUUGGCACACAGGGUGCUAACACACCAUGUCACCUCGAUUCUUAUGGUUGCAACCUUGUUUUCCAGAUCCAAGGCAGGAAACGAUGGCAUCUCUUCCCCCCUGAUGACACAGCCUGCCUCUACCCGACACGUAUACCCUAUGAGGAGUCCAGCGUGUUCAGCCGUGUCAGUGUGGUCCAGCCGGACCUGAAGAAGUUUCCAGCUUUCAGAAGAGCUCGAGCCCACACGGUCAUUCUGCAGCCUGGUCAGGUUCUGUUCGUCCCCAGACACUGGUGGCAUUAUGUGGAGUCACUGGAUCCAGUAACCGUCAGCGUAAACUCUUGGAUCGAGAUGGAUAUCGAUGAUGAGGCCAGAGUACAAGAAGCUCUCACUAAAACCAUUGUGUGUGCCCUAAAAAGUCCCCCCAGCUCAGACAACGACGACCACUGGCUCAAUCCUACAGAGGAACGAGUUUCAUCCCAUGAUGAAAACAUGCAGUAUUUGAACCUAGCUGCUAAAGCCUGUAUGGACAAGACCAGAGACCGCACAGAAGACGGGACCUUGCUCGCAGGGUCUGGAAAACGUGACUCCAGCGGACUGUUGAAGACUCUGGCGUCUGACUUUUCUUUUGUGAUUCCCUUUGGACCUCAUCUUAUUCCUGUUAAUUGUGAAGUACAUUUGGCUCACAAACCCAGAUGUACCUGCCCAAAAGACACAUCAUAUUCUCGAGGGUACAAAGACCCCUCACUAUGCCAAACUUUAUCAGCACAUAUUGAAUGCAAAGGGGAACCUGGAUGCGAUGGUGAACUUCUUGAAAGUUCGAGGCUUCGUGCACAUCAGGAACCUGGAAGUUCAGAUAGGCGAGAGGCUGGUGUGCACAUAUCUACCAAUGACAUGAUAGAGUGCUUGGCACACCCUGAUGUCAUCGCCCUGAUUACAAGACUACUCAUGCAUCGACAAAGAGAACUUCACCAGUAAUAAACUGCAUUUUAUUAAACAUCUUCUACAAAUAAAAGAUACCAUAUUGAUUAUG